AUGCGGAUCGAAGAACUCGCCCGCCAAGCAGCAGGUGAGGCCAAUUCUCGCCAGACGCAGUUGCCCGCAGUAGGCUCCGAUGUAAAUGGUCGACUAUCUCAGCCUCCAACAGAACGGUUCCGAUAUCAGCAGAUGAAAGAGUAUAUGUACCGCCACCGAAAGGAGUGGGAGACUAAUAUGGGACCGGGCUUAUGGGAGUUGAAGCGCGAAGGAAACUCUUUCCUAGGCUUUCGGCCUGAGGACGGUCCGUGGGGUUUCCAUUACAAUGUCCUCUCCGACCAUGUAUACAACCGACCCUAUCCAUUCCCGCCCAACAAUGAACUCAGCAAACUUUCCCAGGAUCCAGUCUCCUUAGAUGAGUUUGAUCACGUCGUUGACUAUGGCAGUCGACGCGAAAGACUGCGCAAGAACUUUGAGUGGGAGAUGGACCGUCUCUAUCUCAUGGAGGAAGUUGAUCGCCGUCAGCGAGAGCGCGAGCAGCCAGAGAAUAAAAAUAAGGUGAGCAAGGAAGAUGGAACUGAAACCGAAAAUAAGGCCGGGGUGCACGUUGACCAGCAGGCUAGACAGCAGGAGCCCGCGCCUCAGCCCAAACUUCGGCGCCUGGACUGGUAUGGCUUUCAGCGUGGUCUUACUCGUGCCGGAGACAUGUUCUCAUGUGAGAUUCAUGUGCUUCUCGGGGAGCCCAUUGUGCAAGACACCUUUGCUACCUGGUAUGGCUAUUCUGGCCGAGCAGCCCGCAAGCCCAAGGUGUCUCAGGAGCAUCACCCCAUCGUGAGCACGGCCCCCGAAGAGGCACCCUUGCCUGAGAGAAUCCGGAUUCAUUCCACAAUACUGGUAGCAAUUCUGCAGAAGAUUAUAGGAUCCGCUGCCAACAGCUUGGAGGGGAUAACGGCGGUAGUUUUCAUUCGGCCAUUUAAGGCGUUGGAAUACUGCGAGCGAGCGCUACGCGACUGGUGUGCAGCACUGGAGAAGAAGUUCAUGACUUUACCCACUGCCGUGGAGGAAGAGAUGCAGACCAACACUUUCCAGUCUACCGUCUCGAAAGCAGGAGAAGAGGAGACAGCUGCAAAUUGCCCAGGUGGUGAGGAUGGCCGGGGAGAGCCGGAAGAGGAAGACGAGGAAUUUAGGGAAGAAGAGGAGAUAGAUGAUCCAAACGAUGCGACCAAGUCCGUCGAGGCGCUGAAUCAUCUGCACUGUCUGCUAAAGUUUAUGGAUACUUCUAUUGCCCCCAAACGCGCCCACCUGAGCAACCCGCAAUCCCGCAAGGUCUGCUUCUCCGACCUCUGGUACCUCUUUCGCCCCGGGAUGGAGGUGAUUGGAAAUGAUGGGAAGCAGGCUUACCGUGUGGUUUAUGUCACCAGUGCUCCACACUGCGUCGUCCCAGCGUGGCAGCGGUUCCGUUCAUCAGUUAACAAGCCUGAAAAUACUGCAUUCCGCGUCACUUGUGUCUACGUAGACUUUGAUGGAAAGUCUCUUGGUCCUGUUUCGCGGAUCUUUGCCAUCAAACCAUUCGAUGGGCAACGGGACCUCACAGCAUUGGAAAUUUAUCCUCUCCACCUCCAUCCGCUAAAGCGGGCGGACUUUGGGGAGUCGGAAUGGGCGGAAGUGGAAACUCUGUCCCCAUCCAAUCGCAGUUCUCGAUUCCGUCAGCAACUUAUCGACCGAGGUCGGAAAUUCCUCGAAGUGGCGGCAGUUAAACAUAUGUAUUAUGCGGGACCUGCUAUGGGGGUACGCGACGAUGUGGAGAGCCAAGUGGUGGUCGAUUUCGAGACCGCUUUUGCUGUAGAGGAUCCCGAGCAACAGCGAUGGAAGCCCACACUAGAACUGCUCGUUGGAAACCAGUAUAUGGAGACAGAGAAAGAAACUCCCGAGCACUGUGAAGCCAGCUGCUGCCGAAGAGACCAUGUGCACUACGAUGCCUAUGUGGACGAGAAACAACGGACACAUUACAUCGACAGUCUCCUCCCCAAGACUGAUACCAGCGAUGAACAGCCAUCGAUUGCCAUUAUUCCACGUUCUUUAAAGGAAUUGCAGAGGGGGUCAAGAAGCACCCUAGCGGUUUCAGAUGACGAGCUGGUUAUCAUGUCUUACCGCGUAUUUGGUUUUGUACUGCGAACGCGAAAAUGGGCCAAGCUUGACCUAUCGUAUCUAACUGAGGUCCAUCCUCCCCAGACGGGUCCAGCCGACCCGGGCAUCACCAGCCCGGAGUCGUGGGAUGAUGAUGAAAAGAAGCCUGCCACAACCUUUGGACGUCUGGUACUGGAUAAGAAGCACAAGCACAUGAUUGUUUCGCUCAUCGCCCAGCACUUUCGAGACAAAAAGUCCACUGCAGAUCACCGAGAACAGGUGGAUAUUGUCAAGGGCAAAGGCAAGGGUCUGAUUUUACUUCUUCAUGGCGCUCCAGGAGUGGGCAAAACAUCCACCGCUGAGGGGGUGGCGGAGAUGUUCCAGAAGCCACUAUUUCAGAUCACCUGCGGAGAUCUUGGAACUACGGCAAAGGAAGUGGAGAAAGCUUUGGAGACUACCUUUGCCUUGGCCAACCGCUGGGACUGCAUUCUUCUGUUAGAUGAUGCUGAUGUCUUCCUCGCCCAGCGAACCAAGGAGGACUUUCAGCGAAAUGGUCUCGUUGCCGUAUUCCUCCGCGUGAUGGAAUACUAUGCAGGCAUCCUUUUUCUGACCACCAACCGAGUUGGUUACUUCGACGAGGCCUUCACAUCGCGCAUCCACGUCACCCUCUACUACCCAGAGCUGAGCUCCGACAAGACGGUGGAGGUCUUUAAACUAAACAUGGAGUUAAUCAAGGAACGCUUUCGCCAAAAAGGACGACGGAUUAACAUCGACCAGCUCCGCAUUGGUAGCUUUGCAGCGCAACAUUAUGCCGAUCACGAGAAUGCGCGCUGGAAUGGCCGGCAAAUUCAGAACGCUUGCCAGACCGCGCUGGCUCUGGCUGAGUUUGAGGCUCAAGGAAACAGUCAUCGAGCAAUCUUACGGCCAGACGCGGUCGUGACGCUGUCAGUAGCCCAUUUCGAGAUCGUGCGAGACGCCUACCUCGAAUUUACUCGCUACAUUAACAAGCUGUAUGGAACUAACGCCUCGCGGCGCGCCCACGAGGAUAAAGUGCGAGCUAUUUGGCUGGACGAGGAUGACAACAUUGUGGCUACCCAUGGUGUGGACAGGAAGUCCCUUUUCCUACGCUCAAUGCUUGGAAUGCACCGGCCCGUAUCCUCCGAGCAGUACUAUGAUUACAGCUAUGGAAACCCUACUACUGGAACAUCAGGCCAACUUGGCCCUCGCUCCAUUCCCGGACAAGGACAGUGGAACGUCCCGGGCCCGACGGGGCCCCGCGGAAGGGCGGGGACGGGGACUGGGGCGGAACUGCCCCCGCCGCAGCAUCCACCGCCACAACGACCGAUGGGCGGUGCUGGGACGAACCCAAUUUGGACUGGGCAACAAAUGUAUGACUAUCCUGCUGCGGCGGGGGUCUCGCCCCCGCACAAGCAUCCGGGCUCCCGCGCGCUCUGA
This is a messenger RNA of Aspergillus heteromorphus CBS 117.55, 3522 nucleotides long. RefSeq lists its product as uncharacterized. The transcript has 8 exons. The record is from RefSeq and is a predicted model, not a curated record. NCBI's taxonomy places the organism in Eukaryota, Fungi, Ascomycota, Eurotiomycetes, Eurotiales, Aspergillaceae. Gene Ontology annotation, molecular function: ATP binding; ATP hydrolysis activity. Bases 1 to 3522 code for a protein of 1173 amino acids.